UUCGCCGUCUCUCACCCCUCUCUCUCUCUCUCUCCCCUCCCUCUCGGACCCGGCCCUUUCCCCUCGGGCCGUCUCCUUCGUCCUUCCUCCUCACCUCGCCAUGGCGUUCUUCUCUCACCACCAUCUCCAGCAGCCGCACCCGCAGCAGGCGCCGCCGCCGCCGCAACAUCAGCAGCAGCAGGUGCUUCCUUCCUUCAGGAACGCGCUGCCAGUGCCGGUGGAUGGCCAGAUCCCGGCGCCCCUGGCCUUCUUCAACCCGCCGCCUGCCUUCCCGGAGCAGCCCGCGCAAGCACCGCUGGUGGAUGCGGUGGGGCUGACGGCGGCCGCGGGGCUUGGGUGGAGGCAGCCGAGGGAGCAGGAGCUGCUUGGGGAGAACUCUCAGAUGUCGUCCAUCGAUUUCCUGCAGACAGGCUCGGCAGUGUCGACGGGGCUGGCGUUGUCUCUGGAGGACCGGCGCCACGGCGGCGGGGGCGGCGGGGCUGGGAACUCCUCGGGCGAUUCCCCGCUGCUCCUGCUGCCCAUGCUGGACGAUGACAUCUCCCGUGAGGUCCAGCGGCUUGAUGCUGAUAUGGACCGGUUUAUUAAAGCUCAGAGUGAACGGCUGAGGCAAUCUAUAUUGGAGAAAGUUCAGGCAAAGCAAUUUGAGGCACUGGCCUCUGUUGAGGACAAGAUACUACGAAAAAUACGGGAUAAAGAGGCGGAAGUGGAGACCAUUAACAAAAGGAACUCUGAACUUGAGGACCAGAUUAAGCAGUUGGCAGUGGAAGUUGGUGCUUGGCAGCAAAGGGCCAAGUACAAUGAGAGCAUGAUCAAUGCACUCAAGUACAACCUGGAACAGGUAUGUGCCCAUCAGAGCAAGGAUUUCAAGGAAGGCUGUGGCGAUAGCGAGGUAGAUGACACGGCAUCCUGUUGCAACGGUGGUGCCGUCAAUUUGCAACUGAUGCCGAAGGAGAACAGGCAACCGAAGGAUUUGACGGCCUGCAGGGUCUGUAAAUCAAGUGAGGCAUGCAUGCUGUUGCUGCCUUGUCGGCAUCUUUGCCUUUGCAAGGAGUGCGAAAGCAAGCUGAGCUUCUGCCCCUUGUGCCAGUCCUCGAAGAUACUUGGCAUGGAGAUAUACAUGUAGAGUAGAAUUUAUGUACCGCAUGAGUAUCUUAUGAGGUAUCUUGCGAGAUACUGUGUUAAUAUGUCAAUCUAUUCCAAACUCUAGAACCUGUGUAUCACUAUGAUUUGUCACUGGAUCGAAAAGACUGCCGUUUAUGGUAGAUUUGCCGCUGCAAAUUUCUAUCAGAAGUUCAUGCUUGAUUUGUAAUAAACUUCUCGGUAGAGUUUAUUUUGUCA
Molecule: messenger RNA, 1338 nt
Organism: Setaria italica (foxtail millet)
Lineage: Eukaryota; Viridiplantae; Streptophyta; Magnoliopsida; Poales; Poaceae
Product: probable BOI-related E3 ubiquitin-protein ligase 2
Exons: 4
Coding region: 101-1123 (340 amino acids)
Molecular function (GO): ubiquitin-protein transferase activity
Source: RefSeq, a predicted model, not a curated record